Fusarium pseudograminearum CS3096 is the source of this 615-nucleotide messenger RNA. RefSeq lists its product as uncharacterized. The record is from RefSeq and is a predicted model, not a curated record. Lineage: Eukaryota; Fungi; Ascomycota; Sordariomycetes; Hypocreales; Nectriaceae. The transcript has a single exon. Gene Ontology annotation, molecular function: acyltransferase activity, transferring groups other than amino-acyl groups. The coding region runs from base 1 to 615 and encodes 204 amino acids.
AUGGAUUACACCACCGACGAGAUCGUCAACGCCUACCUAUCCGAGCGGCUGGAGUUCAUAAAAGCCGACAAAGAUGACCCAAAUCACCAGAAAAUAGCCCUCGAGAUUCUAAAAGACCCUGUUGUGCAGGCUCUCACUGCACCUUCUAUGCUUCAACCCAAGGGCCAACAAGACUGCAAGUCAUAUCUUCAAUCUGUCUGCGACUCCCUUCUAGGCGUCGCCAUUUGUCUACGCGAAGAAAAUACCAAAACGCCCACCGUCAUUGGUAUCAUGUGCAUUGGCUGGGGUGGCAUUUCUCCCAAUGUCGCCCAUCAUCGCAAUUCAGAAAUCGGCAUCACGCUUGUCAAGGAGCACCAGGGCAAAGGAUAUGGACGAGAAGCUAUUAAUUGGAUACUCGACUGGGGCUUUCGACAUGCUGGUCUGCACACCGUUGGAAUCUCAACAGCUUCGUACAACCCACGAGCUGUUCACCUUUAUGAAAGCAUGGGGUUUGUGCAUGAGGGUAGUAGAAGAGCAACGAUCUGGCAGAAUCGAGGAUGGCAUGAUUUGAUCAACUUUGGAAUGACGGAAGCGGAAUGGGAGACUCUACGAGGAUUGCCGCAGUUACAAAACUAG